UUAGCAAUACAUAUGCAGAUGAUUAUAUUUUAUCUUUUUUCUGAUGCAACUUAGCAUAGCUUCAACUUAGCAUAGCUAAGAAUUAAUUUCAUGAUAGGUAGCAAAUUAUCAUCAAAACCUACGUUGCAAGUUACAACACCAUCUACUGUAAAGGUCGUACCGACCGGGACGAAACCUAUUGUGAAAGGUUUUGAUUUAAGUGGUGUAGAAAAUACAGAUUUGUUAAGCCCACGUUGUGGAAGUCCGUCUUCCAAUCGGAACAGUCCUGAGGUCAAACGCAAGGAAGAUAUCAUACAAAAGGAGAAAAGAAUAGUCUCGUCAAAAAUGAAUAGUCCAAGAUGCCAAUCACCUAUGUCGGGUCAUGUAACACCGGAAUUAGAUACUAAAGUAAAGUCUAAUACAUCUAAUGAAGAAAAAGCGGAUGUCGAAGCGAUAUACAACAGUAAGAGAGGCGGCAGCAAGGAACAGCUUCAUUUGGUAGUCGUGGGACACGUUGAUGCUGGAAAAAGUACAUUACUUGGACGAUUACUCUGCGAUUUAGGUCAAGUAUCACAGAGACUUAUCCAUAAAUAUCAACAAGAGAGCAAAAAAAUAGGAAAACAAUCGUUUGCCUAUGCUUGGGUACUCGACGAAACUGGUGAAGAAAGAGAGCGGGGAAUAACAAUGGAUAUAGGCCACUCGAAAUUUGAAACGGACACAAAAUCUAUCACUCUGCUAGAUGCACCUGGCCACAAGGAUUUUAUUCCGAAUAUGAUAACCGGCGCUACGCAAGCAGAUGUAGCUUUGUUAGUAGUCGAUGCAACCAGAGGCGAGUUUGAAACUGGAUUUGAUAGUGGAGGACAGACACGCGAACACGCCUUAUUACUACGCUCUUUAGGAAUCUCGCAACUAGCAGUAGUUGUUAACAAGCUAGAUACCGUAAAUUGGUCUAAAGAUAGAUUCAAUGAGAUAGUGGACAAAAUGAGUGUAUUCCUAAAGCAAGCUGGCUUCAAAGAUACCGUUACUUUCGUACCUUGCAGCGGUUUAUCUGGAGAGAAUAUUGUAACAAAACCAAAGGAACAACUCUCUAAUUGGUAUACCGGACCUACUCUAGUUAAUGUUAUCGAUAAUUUCAAGUGCCCAGAGCGGCCUAUAAAUAAAUCAUUUCGUUUUUCGGUGAAUGAUAUAUUUAAGGGUACUGGAUCUGGAUUUUGUGUGUCUGGUCAUGUGGAGACGGGUAUGGUAUCUUUGAGUGAUAAGGUUUUAGUACUACCUCAAAACGAGAUUGCAGUUGUUAAAGGUCUUCAGUCGGAUGAAGCUUCAACGGCAAAUGCUUUUGCUGGUGAUCACGUUGCGUUGACAUUAGCGGGAAUCGAGCAGCAAAAUGUGGGUAUCGGCGAUAUUAUCUGUAACCCGCAGAAUCCAGUACCUAUAACGACCUGCUUUCAAGCGCAUGUUGUUAUAUUCGCGAUAACAAAACCAAUCACAAAAGGUCUUCCAGUAGUGAUGCACCAACAAUCUUUGGUACAACCGGCGGUUAUUACAAAAUUAAUAGCGCAACUUCAUCGAAGUACUGGUGACGUGAUCAAGAAGAAGCCGCGUUGCUUACCUAAGAAUUCUAGUGCGAUCAUUGAGGUCGCAACGCAGACACCAGUUUGCAUGGAGUUGUAUAAGGAUAUUAAACAGCUAGGUAGAGUUAUGUUACGAUUAGAAGGUACCACUAUUGCAGCUGGUUUGAUUACAAAGAUUUUAUAAAUCUGAUUAAUAUAAAUGAAAUCUCGAAUAUUGCAAUGCAAUUUAUAUACAC
Acromyrmex echinatior (Panamanian leafcutter ant) is the source of this 1786-nucleotide messenger RNA. It is a transcript of the gene HBS1, whose product is annotated as translation elongation factor EF-1alpha (GTPase) HBS1. The record is from RefSeq and is a predicted model, not a curated record. Lineage: Eukaryota; Metazoa; Arthropoda; Insecta; Hymenoptera; Formicidae. Gene Ontology annotation, molecular function: GTP binding; GTPase activity.